AUGAACCAACUUGAUGUCGGAUUUGGAAAAGGGUCAAAAUAUGAAAAUAAUGUGAGUCAACUAAAGCAACUCUCAAUUUUAUCGUUGUUAACUGUUAAGUACUGUUUAAUAAGCGAGGUUCAUUCAAAUGCAUUGCACGGGAGGGGAGACAUACAGUCGACAAAAUGUUACGCAAAAUUCACGAGAAUAUAA
This is a messenger RNA of Clunio marinus, 192 nucleotides long. Lineage: Eukaryota; Metazoa; Arthropoda; Insecta; Diptera; Chironomidae. The record is from the annotation of a GenBank genome assembly.